This is a messenger RNA of Zingiber officinale, 1982 nucleotides long. Its product is annotated as putative transcription factor bHLH041. Lineage: Eukaryota; Viridiplantae; Streptophyta; Magnoliopsida; Zingiberales; Zingiberaceae. The record is from RefSeq and is a predicted model, not a curated record. Gene Ontology annotation, molecular function: protein dimerization activity. The coding region runs from base 262 to 1794 and encodes 510 amino acids. The transcript is spliced from 8 exons.
CACGGACGACUUUGAACGCCAACUUGUCUCAUCCUGAGACUUGUCUGGCUGCGCACACCGCAACCUGUCUCCCUACUUUUCAGCACACUUCCCCUUUCCCUUCGUAUAUCUGUCCCGAACGCAUCCCAUAACUAGCGGGUCUCACCCAUUUUCAUCACGCCAACAAAAUCUUCAACCUCGAUCCUCAUCCUAUACUUCACUCCCUCCCUUUUCAUGGCUGCUUGACACAUCUCUCGGCCUGAGUUCGCAAACUGAGCGAAGAUGGACUAUGUUUUCCUCCUCGACUCCGACGAUCGCCGACGGUUUCUGCAAUUGGCCGGUCGGGUUCUUGGAUGCUCUUAUAUCUGCACUUGGUGUCCCGCAGCUAACAGCAGCCAACUGAUCUCCAUGGAGGGAUGGCAUCACGAGGAAGACAAUAACGUUCCAGGCUCUUCGUCCGGAAUCUUGUCCUUGAGGCUCUUCGAUGCCUACCGGCGAUCCAUCUGCAGCAUUCUGAGAGGUUGUAUUCCUGGGCUUACCUUCAGCUCUGGAUUCAAUUAUCUUGAGAUAAAGGAUGCAGAUGUAAUGAGUUUAGCUGCAUUGAACGAACAACGCCAAUUCUAUCAGAAAGCGGGGAUAAAGACAAUAAUGUUUUUGGGAUCAGGAAAAGGAGAAGUCGAAUUGGGAAUGGCAACUCCACCAAAUGCAACGAACAUGGAAAUGAGCAUUCAUCAAGUGUUCAGCAAAAACUUCAUUCAGCAGUCCCAGCUACGAGAAGGGAGUUUGAUUCAACUAACGCCAAACCCCGAUACAUCUCAUCUCUCUUCCUCAUCGUCCUCGCUUCGAUCUCGAUCUCUGUCUAUCGGAAGCCCCGAGAGUCUAGUAUUCCAAGAUCCAACUUCUAGAUAUUGUGGCAAUGAAGCAGUGACAAGAGCGAUGCUUGCUGUUAUUUGUAAGGCCUCGCCUUCUUCCCCUCCUCCAAAAUUGCUAUACCAUCAACUAUUACAGCAGCAGCAGCAACAGCAACAGCAACAGCAGCAGCAUCAGGGCUAUAGAUCUAAAUCAGGAUUCAUGGUUUACGAUCGAAAUCUAGCUCAAGAAUUGGAGAAAUCGGUGUCGAACAAGUUGGGCGGGGGACAGAAGAUGAUCAAGGCAGGGAUUGAGAUUUUGAGAAGAGUGAGCGCGAUGAGGAUGGAGGCCCAACUGCAGGAACAGUCCCGACCAACCAACAACCAAUUGCACCAUAUGAUUUCUGAACGCAAGCGCAGGGAGAAGCUCAAUGAGUACUUUCAUGCUCUGAGAUUACUGCUUCCACCAGGAUCCAAGAAGGACAAGGCAUCUGUGCUUGCAAACACCAAAAACUACUUGACUUCCCUGAAAGCUCAAAUAAAAGAGCUGGAGGAGAGGAACCAAAUGUUGGAACCGAUGCGACAGCUAAUCGAGGAGGGAAUUGGCGAGUCAAAAGAGAAAGUAGAAGUUCGGAUAAUCCGAACCGCUGAAUCCGCACCAGAAGGCUCACAGUUCAUCAACUUCAAGCUGGUUAUCAUUGUAAGGGAGCAAUGCGAGAUGAUGAAUUUGGUCGUUCACCUUCUCGAAUGCUUGAAAGAGAGAGGCAUUACGAAUUUGGUGGCCAUGGAGACAAGCACAGCAUCUCCAACUGGUGCGAUUUUUGCAAGAAUCAACGUUGGGCUACAAGUGAAGGCGAGCGAUUGGGACGAGGAGAGGUUCACCGAAGCUGCGAAAGGAGCCGUCAAUGAUGUGCUGCAUGCAGACGACAACAAAGGCGAUGACGACCGCUCCCUUAACAUUCUUUGAUUUCUUCUUCACUGAUUGCCCGUCGAUGUUGACCAUAAAUUAACAAUUCUUUUUCCUAGAUUUUGUAUUUCUAGUUUCUUUUUGACGAGGCCGGGAGACUAGAUAAUCUAGAUUUCAUCACGACAAGAAUAGAUUACAUUUAUUAUUAUUAUUAAUUUAUCGAUGUGGAACUACGGGUUUCUGUGUCA